UUCUGACCACUUCACACUAGCGCAUACUGCGCGUUUAGUGCCCGUACUGACAACACUGGGACAAAACCUUUCUGGGAAAAUAUGGAGCUUGGGAACGCAAGGAAUUUAAGGGGGAAAUGUGCUCUCAGACAGCACAUCAUCAGAGAGUUUCUGGCAGAAUUGCUUGGAACAUUCGUAUUAAUACUCUUUGGCUGUGGCUCUGUCGCCCAGGCUGUCCUGAGCAGAGGAACCUUGGGGGAGCCAUUCACCAUCCACAUUGGCUUCACCAUGGGAGUGAUGUUGGCCAUUUACGUGGCCGGAGGGGUGUCGGGCGGGCACGUGAACCCAGCUGUAUCGCUGGCUAUGGUCAUCCUGGGGAAGCUUCCUGUUAAAAAAUUCCCGGUGUAUGUGGCUGCACAGUUCAGUGGGGCUUUCGUGGGCUCCUGUGCUGUCUUCGGCCUGUACUAUGAUGCCUUCAUGGACUAUAGCAAUGGAGUGUUGAUGGUAACAGGUGAAAAUGCCACAGCAAACAUUUUUGCUUCCUAUCCAGCAAAGCACCUCUCAGUCCUCAAUGGAUUUGCUGAUCAGGUAAUUGGCACAGGGGCACUGGUGAUGUGUGUUCUGGCUAUAAUGGACAAGAAGAACAUGGGUGCACCUAAGGGGAUGGAGCCUCUGGUCAUCAGCCUGACCAUCCUGGCCAUUGGCGUGUCCAUGGGCUUGAACUGCGGCUAUCCCAUCAACCCAGCUCGAGACCUGGGUCCCAGGCUCUUCACCGCUGUGGCAGGGUGGGGGGUGGAGGUGUUCAGAGCUGGGGGCUACUGGUGGUGGAUCCCGGUUGCCGGGCCAAUGGUUGGGGGCGUGCUGGGUGCUAUGAUCUAUCUCCUGCUUAUUGAGCUACACCACCCGGAGCUGGGGAAACAGGGUGCGGAGGAGAACAACAUCAAGGACAAGUACGAGAUGAUCACCAUGAGCUAAACAGGAAGGGGAGAAAUCGAACUGUUGCACUUCCCUGUUGACCUCAUCCAGACAGUAGAGAACAGCCUCCUGCUGGUCUCCUUUCUCCUUAUGCCCGUGUGUCUUUAGAUAGAAUGCAAAUGGGCACCAUAUGCGGGUGCUUUUAUAGACAUUACACUUUGAAAUAAAACAUCUGCCUUUUGCACAAAGCGCUGCUUUUACCAGUAAUCUUGCAAUGACACCAUGCAUGCAUAGUAUGUAAAAGCAUGGUUGAUUCUACGAGCUGUUAUUAAGUUUGCACCAAAGAGGUAAUUUAAGAAUUCCCACUUCUUACCUUUUCUUCCAAGACCUGGUUUCUCUAUUGUUUGAAAACAAACGAGACAAAAGCGGGGAAGAAAUCAUAUACAGGCCUUCAGAAAACUCUGGAACAGACAGUAUUUACAUAAAAUCUAGAAAAUAGCAGUAUUUUUUAUAAAGUCUAUAAAAUGGCAGUAUUUCAAGCAUUUUUAUUGGUAUUUGAGAAGACGCUGAACAUUUUUUCAAAACCAGCUCAGGUAUAAAUAACUCCUGUCAUUAAGCCCAGGCACAACUGUUCAUUCUCCAAGGCCACAACAUGAGAAAAUGUUUGGUUCUCACUGCAGGACGAUAUGUGAUGUAUAUUGCUGUAUAAGUUCAUGGCACUGUUUGGACAGGGUGAACCAUCCUCUCUGUCUUUGAAUCAUUCAUAAUUUAAAGCCAUAAUACUCCUCACUUCCACUCAGACAAGAAUGUACAAACUCCACAUGUGCUGUCCUCCUCCGCCCUUUGGCUUCUCAGGUCAGAUGAGAACAUUUUCAUAUGGAGUGAAGGAACAGAAUUGACCUUUUCUGGACUGGGCCAAGUGGCACUGAUCCAAGGGCAGCACGUGGGCUAAGAGCUGCCGGUGAACUUCAGUGCCAUCAACUUGGAACUGAAAAAGCCAAUAACUUGUGGUAGACUAACUGAAAAUUAAUCUGAAAAUACACACAAACUUUACCUCAGACCUGAGGGUUAAAGCAAGAAAAAAAUGAGUACUUUGUUACAGUGUAAAAUGUGGAUGGCCAUAUGGAGUGCGUGAUUGGUUAGUUUCAACCUUAUUUUUGAUCUUGAUGUAACUAUUGUUUGACUAGUCAAAGAAAUACAAUAUGAAUCAUAUAUUUUGUCACUUUGUAACCAUUUAGUUUGCUCUAUAACGAAUGUGGCAUCUUUUUUUUUCUCUGACAUAAAUCACCCUUUCUGGUUAAAAACAAUUUCGUGAUGCUAUUAAUGUAAAUUUGACAUUACCAAAUGAACUGUAACCAUAAACAAUAAAUUAAUUGAUUAA
Electrophorus electricus (electric eel) is the source of this 2275-nucleotide messenger RNA. RefSeq names its product aquaporin 9b (gene aqp9b). Gene Ontology annotation, cellular component: plasma membrane; basolateral plasma membrane. Gene Ontology annotation, molecular function: water channel activity; urea transmembrane transporter activity; glycerol channel activity. The record is from RefSeq and is a predicted model, not a curated record. NCBI's taxonomy places the organism in Eukaryota, Metazoa, Chordata, Actinopteri, Gymnotiformes, Gymnotidae. Gene Ontology annotation, biological process: glycerol transmembrane transport; water transport.